AUGGAAUUGCCAAAUCAUGCCAAACAACUGCUGCUGCAACUCAACCAACAGAGAGCCAAGGGCUUUUUGUGUGAUGUCAUCAUCGUGGUGGAAAAUGCGCUCUUCCGUGCCCACAAGAACAUCCUGGCGGCGAGCAGCAUCUAUUUUAAAUCAUUGGUCCUCCAUGAUAACCUCAUUAACCUCGACACAGAGAUGGUCAAUCCAUCUGUGUUCAGGCAAGUUCUGGACUUCAUCUACACCGGUAAGCUGCUCUCGUCAUCGGACCACAGCAGUGAGCAGAAUUUUAGUGCCCUCCUAACCGCAGCCAGCUACCUCCAGCUCCACGACCUCGCUGCCUUGUGCAGAAAGAAGCUCAAGCGCAGUGGUGGGAAACCCCUGCCAGGUAAACCAUCCACUCCAGGUCCCCUCAGCCGCUUACGCCUCAAUAACCAGCGCCUUUCCUCUUCCACGCCUGCUGGGCCCAACAACCACUAUCAUCCCACCCCUUCAGACGCCGACCAGCCUCAGCCGGACGAAGGCCUUCGGGACAAGCUCUCGGAUGACGAAAUGUAUGUCGGCAGCUCUGGACGGAACAUCAACGGGGGAAAUGGCAGCAGUAAUGGUAACCUCAGCAGCGGAGGAAGUGCAGGCGAGCCUGAUCUGGGGCUAGACCUGACCAAAAAGAGCCCCCCCUCGACAGGCACGGUCACAGAUGCUCUGAGCCCCCACAGCAACUCUCAAGAAUCUCCUCAAUCUGCCUCAGUAUCCACAACCAACAGUGCCUCGCUGGAUGACUCCUCGACCACCCUCCCCAGUGCGGACAUUUGCAGCUCAGACCCCACUGACCUGAACUGCCCUUCUAAAACCGAGGACGGCCAGAAUGACGGACCCCCGCCCCAAAAAAAGUAUCGGCAAGGUGGGCGCAAGAAUGAAUGGCCCAAGAAGGAGGCAUCGGGAUUAAAGUCAGAAGAUCACGACAGGCCCCUGGUUAACGGAGUGAUUGUGGGGCCAAAAGACGGCCGGCCCGGCGUGGGCAGCGUUGGUGGCUUCAACUCCGAUCAGACUCUCCAGUGUAAAGAUGAGGAAGAGGGAGGAGAGAACGGCCAGGACCACAGCGAAGAGAGCGGUCAGAGCGACGGAGAGAGUGCAGUCGGCGGAGGAGGAACUGGCAAGGGGCAACAGAGCGCCAACUACGUGUACCGACAGGAAGGUUUUGAACCGGCGUUCGGGGACAACCUGUAUGUCUGUAUCCCCUGCGGAAAAGGCUUCCCGAGCUCAGAGCAACUGAAUGCCCACGUGGAGACACACACUGAGGAUGAGCUGUACAUCAAAGAGGAAGUGGGGACCUACGUGAAAGAGGAAGACGAAGAGGAGGCCGAGGACCUUUCCACCCCUGUGGGCCCCUCCAACUUUGGCUCCGAAGCUCGCCCCUUCAAGUGCACCGUUUGCAAUAAGAGCUACAAGGACCCGGCGACGUUGCGGCAGCACGAGAAGAGUCACUGGCUCACCCGGCCAUUCCCAUGCAACAUCUGUGGCAAAAUGUUCACCCAGAGGGGGACCAUGACACGCCACAUGCGCAGCCACCUUGGCCUCAAGCCCUUCGCCUGCGAAGAGUGCGGCAUGAGAUUCACCCGCCAGUACCGCCUGACGGAGCACAUGCGCGUGCACUCCGGGGAGAAGCCGUACGAAUGCCAGCUCUGCGGCGGCAAGUUCACCCAGCAGCGCAACCUCAUCAGUCACCUGAGAAUGCACACCUCGCCCUCCUAG
This is a messenger RNA of Nerophis lumbriciformis (worm pipefish), 1746 nucleotides long. The record is from RefSeq and is a predicted model, not a curated record. NCBI's taxonomy places the organism in Eukaryota, Metazoa, Chordata, Actinopteri, Syngnathiformes, Syngnathidae.